CAGUGGGGUGCGUCCACAGUGCCGGGACAUGUUUGCUGAAGGAGCAGCUGUGAGGAAGACCAGGGACCAUGGAGGACAGGUGGACCCCUCACCUGGUGACAAGUAGUCCUACUUUGUCUUUUCAACGUCCAUAAAAAGUGAGGAAUGUCCCGGCAAAGCUUGUCCGCCGCGCUGCUCGUGCUGGCGCUGCUUUGCGCCCGCUCCCUCGCCGACCUCUUCAACCUGACGCUGUCCGUCAAGGAAGGCCUGCCCGCCAAAACCAUCGUCGGGGACCUGGCGGCGGGCCUGAACCGUCCCGGCGGCACCGGCUUCUUCAUCUCGGAAAGCCGGGACUCGGACGUCUUCCGAGACUUGGAGAUCGACGCGGACACGGGGAUCAUCUCUACAGCUGUGGUCCUGGACCGCGAGACCAGGGCGAGGUACGAUUUUGUGGCGGCCACCCUCGCAGGGGAGAUGAUCAGGGCGAGGAUCGAGGUGCGGGACGUCAACGAUCAUUCGCCGGAGUUCCCCUCGGAGGAGGUGGACUUGGAGGUGUCAGAGCUGAGUCCACCCGGGAGCCGCUUUCACCUGAACGGAGCUCGGGACCAGGAUGAGGGCGACUUUGGUACACAGGGGUACAGAAUCCGAGAGGCUGAGGUGGGAGAGAUUUUCCAACUGGAGCAUCGAAGCGUUGCUACUGAAAAUAGUUUGGAUUUGGUGCUCAUGAGCAAAGUGGAUCGAGAAGCUCAGGACUCGUACUCGCUGACGAUCGAGGCCUUUGACGGCGGCAUUCCAGCCCAGACCGGGACACUAAAGGUCAACAUCCGCAUUGUGGAUGAGAACGACAACCCGCCUGUGUUCAACCAGACAGAGUAUCAUGCGUCCGUGUCGGAGAACGCUGCGGUUGGAUCGUCGGUGUGCCGAGUCCACGCCACAGACCUGGACCUGGGUGAAAACGCUAGAAUCACCUAUGAGAUCAACCGGCGACAGAGUGACCCUAACCAGUUUUUCUCCGUCAACCAAACCACCGGAGUGGUUCACCUCAACAAACCAUUGGAUUUCGAAGCGCAGGGUUUCCACGAGCUGAUUGUCACCGCCAGAGACGGCGGCGCCCAGCCGGAGUCCGGCAGCACGUUCGUGGUGGUGAAGGUGCUGAACGUCAACGACAACAGCCCCUCCAUCGGCGUCCUGUUCCUCAGCGAGACCGGCGAGGCGCUGGUGUCGGAAGACGCUGCGAUAGGAGAAUACGUUGCAAGAAUUUCUGUGUCGGACCCGGAUUUCCAGGGAGAGAAGAUCUCUGUGGUCCUGGAGGGCGGGGAUGGGAAAUUCACCUUGAAGCAGACUGACGACUUCCUGUACGCUUUGUGUGUUGACGCAGAGCUGGACAGGGAAGACGAGGACCUUUACGAGCUCAAGGUCCGAGCGUUUGAUCUCGGAAGCCCCCCUUUGAGCAGCGAGAUGGUCUUCCUCGUCAAAGUAGCAGACACCAAUGACUCCCCCCCGGUCUUUGAGAAGGACGUCUUCAUUGUUAGCAUCGCCGAGGAUGCUCCUAAGGGGACCUCCCUCAUCCAGGUCCAGGCCCGGGACCAGGACCAAGGCAGUAACGCAGACAUCAACUACUCCAUCCUCAAGUCCAACCAGGACAACCUGGUGAGCGUUGACACCUGGUCCGGUCUGGUCAGCACAGCAGGUGACCUGGACAGGGAGACGCAGGCGGUGGUGUGGUUUCUAGUGUUGGCGGAGGACCUGGGGGAGCCGCCGCUCUCGUCCACCGCGACCGUCACCCUGCUGCUGGAGGAUGUCAACGACAACGAGCCAGCGUUCCCGCGGCGACUCUACAACGCCAGCGUCCCCGAGCACAGUCCAGCCGGGAGCUGCUUCUUACGACUUGUGGCCGAAGACGCAGACAGUCCGGAGUUCGGCACGUUGGUCUACUCUUUGUCUGAUGGCUUCGACCAGUCGGACCAAAACCUUCUCUUCCACAUCAACCCGCAGACUGGAGACCUCUGCGUCUCCCAGGACAUCGACAGAGACGCGGGACUGACGCACCACGACAUCCUGGUCACAGCUGAGGACCCGGGAGGCCUGAGCGCACAAACCUACGUACACGUGCACAUCGAAGACCUCAACGAUAAUGCGCCGGUGUUCAACCCUGAGGACUACGCCAGCAGCAUCAGCAGCCACGCUCAGCCCGGCGCCGAAAUCCUCAACGUCGUCGCCACCGACGCCGACUCCGGACGCUUUGGUCGCAUCACCUACGCCAUCCUUCCUGGCGACCUGUCCGCCUUGUUCGCCAUCAAUCAGCAAACAGGGAUGCUCUACCUGGCCUCUACCCUGACUCACCUGGGGGGCGCGGCCAGCCUGAAGAUUGCCGUCACGGCGCAGGACGGCGCGGGCGUGACCUCAGCACGACCAGCGGAAGUGACCGUGCACCUUCUGGCCAGCGCUCAGGCUCCGGCCGUGUUCCAGAGGUCUCGCUACACCUUCAGCGUGCCUGAGGACGCCGCCCCGGGCACCAGUGUGGGGACUGUGCGGGCCACCGCUCCAACGGGAUCGGCAUCCUACAGAAUCUCCUCUGGUAACCCCCAGGGUCUGUUCCGCGUCCACGCCAAGUCGGGUAUAAUCACCAGCGUCAAACCCCUGGACCACGAGUCGCUGCCUGGGGUCCUGCUCUUCGUUCAGGCCUACACCGACUCCUCCGACGUCUACAGCACCACCCAAGUCAACAUCUCCAUCCAGGACGUCAACGACGUGGCCCCCGUUUUCCCAAAGCCCAAGGAUGCCAUCACGGUGUCCCAGAACACACUCCCGGGGACGGUGCUGUUCAUCGCUCACGCCCACGACUAUGAUAGCGCUGCCAACGGGAGGGUGUUUUACUACCUGAAAGCUCGGAGCUACAACAACGCGUUUGUGGUGGAUCCCGACUCAGGAACAGUCACCCUAAACCAAAGUCUACAGGAGGACCCUCAGCAGAGCUACGACUUGGACAUCGUGGCUGAGGACGAAGGAGAUCCUCCUCUGAGCUCCACGCUGGCUCUAACCGUUAACGUUGACCGCACCAAUUCCGGAGACGGCCUGGCCUUCGAGACUCUAGUUUACCAUGUGGAGAUCGGCGAGGGCUACCGCAAGAAUUCUAGGGUCAUCCAGGUGAGGGCGCACUGGAGCAGAGGAACCUCCCAGUCGGCCAUCACUUACUCUUUGGUUGGAGACCAAGGGUUCCCUCCUCCCCCAUUCAGGGUCCAUCCCAAGACCGGUUGGUUGUAUCUCUCGGACAAUCUGGACUACGAGAUGGAAACUACGUACCGUUUUGGAGUGUUAGUCGCCGCUAAAGAAGUGAACGCCACAGCCACGGUGAUCGUUCUAGUUUUGGAUAUCAAUGACAACGCUCCGGAAUUCAGCAGAGAUGUGUACUUCUUCACACUGUCAGAGGGAACGUCCCCACAAGGUCUGGCAGGCGAAGUCACGGCCACGGAUAAGGACUCUGGGAAAAACGCCCAGCUGUCCUACAUCCUGCUAUCGGACGGGAGGUUUUUCCGCAUCGAUUCCAAAACAGGUGAGAUCAUCAACUGGGUGGCGUUGGAUCGGGAGCAACACAGCCAGCACGCCCUCAAGGUAAUGGUCACGGAUCAGGGAAGUCCACGUCUCAACGCCACCACCACUGUCCACGUCUUGGUCACGGACAUAAACGACAACGCACCGCAGUUUACACACCUUCCUGCUAGCAAGGAGCGCAAUGUUCAGAUAUUAGCAGGUAUACCGACAGGAACCCUGGUGACAAACAUCUUCGCCAAAGACUCGGAUGCGGGGGAAAAUGGAUCCGUCACUUUUACGCUGGUUACCCUCGGCGUCCAAGGUCAACGUUUGAGACAUUUCGAGAUUGACGGUAAAAGCGGAGAAAUCAGGACCACGUCUGUUUUCGAGAGAAACGUCGAAGCGGGUUACACCCUUAAAGUGACCGCGAGGGAUGGAGCAACAUCGCCACUAGAGGCCGCUGCUGUCAUUCAUGUGCAGGUUUAUAGAGACGAGGACCAGUUUGGACAUCCCGAGUCGCCAUUCCUGAGACGUUUCUCCGUAAGAGAGGACGUGGCUCCGGCCGCCGUCAUCGGCUCGGCCGGCAUCCCCCAUGAAGAGAAAUACCGCUAUUCCGUCGCCGAGGGAGACGGGAACGUCCAUUUUGGGAUUGACUGCCAGUCCGGGGACGUCUACGUCAACCGGCCGCUGGACUAUGAGUCAGCUGUGCAGUUCGCGUUCACGGUUCUCGCUGAGGACCGGGGCGGGACGCGGAAUGUGACGGUACAGGUGUUGGUGACGGUGGAGGACGUCAACGACCACGCCCCCAGCUUCCUGGAUAACCUGGCGACCUUUGCUUUGAGAGAAGACGCCGCUAUUGGAUCAUUGGCGUUAGCCUUUCACGCGACGGACGACGACGGCACGUACGCCAACGGCGCCCUGCGCUACUCCGUAACCUAUGACCCGGGCCUCGGCGGGCCGUCUUCCGGCUUCCCCUUUCAAAUGAACCCUCACACCGGCAGUUUGACCGUAGCGGCGGCGCUGGACCGCGAGACGAGCCCCGCCUACACCUUCACCGUGAGCGCCGUUGACCAGGGCGGGAGGCAGGCGUCCGUGGCGGCUCAGGUCUUCCUGCUGGACGUCAACGACAGGAGGCCCGCGUUUGUGUCAGCUGAGGCGGUCCAGGUGAUGGAGGACGCGGCGGUGGGGAGUCUGGUGCAUCGUUUUGUGGCCAUGGACGCAGAUGAAGGGGAGAACGGAGUUGUGUCCUACGUCAUCCUGGCUGGAGACCGCGACUCAAUAUUCUCUUUGGAAGAGGACACUGGCCUCUUGCUGCUCUCCGCACCGUUGGACUUUGAGACGGAGCGUUCCCACCGACUGACGGUUGGCGCGGUGGACGGCGGCCGGCCUGCGCUCUCCUCCACUCAGACUCUGACGGUGGACGUGGUGGACGUCAACGACCGGGCGCCCGUCUUCAGUCGGGACGUCUACGCCGCCGCCGUGUCUGAGAACAUGGAGCCAGGACAAGCGGUGGUCCGAGUGUCUGCUGAUGACCACGAUUCAGAGGAGAACGCCGUGGUGUGGUACAGUCUGUCGCCUGGACCGGGCUACGAGUUCUUCAGCAUCAACCCGUCUAGUGGACUCAUCAGCACCGCCUCCUUGCUGGACAGAGAGAAGCAGCAGCAGUUCACUCUCAGAGUCCAAGCUCGUGACAGCGGCUCACGGCCUCUGUCGAGCGUGGCCACGGUGCUGUGCUCCGUGCUGGACGACAACGACAACCCUCCGGACUUCGCGCAGUCCUCCUUCCGGAUCGGCGUGCCGGAAAACCUGCCCCCCGGGGUCCUUCACACGGCCCAGGCCUACGACCCGGACCGAGGCGAGAACGGCACCGUGCAGUACUCCAUACAAGGCGAGGACUACAGAGGCGUCUUCACUAUCGACAGUCACACAGGCGUGGUCAGGUCCAUGCAGGUCCUGGACCAUGAGAACAAACCGAACUACACGCUGACCAUACAGGCCCGCGACUGCGGCCCGAGCCCUCUCAGUUCCACCACACAGCUCCAGCUGCUUCUUCUGGACCAGAACGACAACACCCCAACCUUCACCCGCAAGAGCUACCAGGCCUCUCUCAGCGAGGGUCUCCCGGCCGGAGUGGAGGUCCUGAGCGUCACCGCCCUGGACCCCGACGAGGGGUCAAACGGCGCCGUGGCGUACUCGCUGACAGAGGACAGCAGCCGGGGCGCCUUCUCCGUCGACGCUUACACGGGUGAGAUCCGGACCACGCGGACGCUGGACCGUGAGAGCGGGGCCCGGUUCAGCCUGAGGGUGAUGGCUACAGACGGCUGCAGUCAAGGACCGCUCAGCUCCUUUGCAUCCGUCGACAUCCAAGUGGAGGACGUCAACGACAACGUGCCCGUCUGUGAGCACAAUCCCAUCGACGCUUUCAUCUCCACGAGGACGUUUCCGAACCAGGUCGUCGCCACGGUGACGGCGACCGACGCGGACCAGGGUCCGAACGGAACGGUCGUAUUCUCCCUGUCGGACAACGAGAAUCUCUUCGACGUUAACAGCGAGUCGGGAGAGAUUUCACUCCGACGGCGAGUGAGGGCAGGUUUCUCCGUCAAGAAGCUUCAGGUGCACGUUUCAGACCGGGGACUUCCGGCUUUGACCUCCAGCUGCUUGGUGUUUGUCCGCCUCGAAGGAGAACCUCAGGGUCUGCAGUUCUCGCACAAGGUUUACAACGCCACCAUCCAGGAGAACAGCAGGGCAGGCACGUGGAUCACAACAGUCGAUGCCCGCGACCAAAGCGACAACAAACACAGAAUAUCGUACGUCAUAUUCGGCGGCGAUGACGACAACGUCUUUUCCAUCAACCGCCACACAGGUGAGAUGCGAGUGCGGAAGGACAACGCUCUGGACUUUGAGGCGGGCCCCGGCGUGGCGCUGGUGGUCCUGGCGGACAACGGGCUGCAGACGGCUCACUGCAAGGUGGUCUUGGGUCUACAGGACGCCAAUGACAACGCCCCGCUCUUUGAACACGGCGCUUACAGGACCGCUGUGUGGGAGGGGCAAGUGCGCAACACCUACAUCAUGCAGGUGUUUGCUUCCGACGCCGACAGCGGGUUGAACGGACAGGUGGACUUCUCAAUCAGGUCUGGGAACCAUAACAGCGCUUUCAUCCUGGACUCCGUUCGUGGGAUACUGGCUACCAACGCGCCACUGGACCGCGAGAUCACGCCUUCGUACGAGCUAGUCAUUCAGGCCACAGACAGAGGGAAUCCUCCACUCAGCAGUAGCGCCACCAUCAGGGUCCAAGUGGCGGACAUCAAUGAUAACAGCCCUACUAUCCCCCCAAUAGAAGCUGUUCUCAUACCCGAGAAUCUUCCCCCAGGGCACGUGGUCGCCCAGGUGACGGCCAACGACGUGGACCUGAAUCCCGCCAUCACCUUCAGCUUCUCCCGCAACGCCAGCAACCACGGCCCCUUCGCUAUGGACCGAUACACCGGCUUCGUCACGCUGACUCGGGCCCUGGACCUGGAGGAGGAGGACAAGGAGUACGACCUGACCGUCUGGGUGUCGGACUCCCUCCACCAGAGCUCCGCAGAGGUCAGGGUUCAAGUGCUGGACGUCAACGACAACGCGCCUAUCUUCACCCAGGUGUCAUACCAGGUGGAGUUGUCCGAACUUGUUCCAGAGGGCACGUUUGUCGUGAACGUGUCCGCCACCGACAGGGACUGCGGAUUCAACGGCAAAGUUGCCUACAGGCUGCUCUCGUCUUCUUUACAAGGCUUCUACAUCCACGCAGACACCGGAUCUCUUUUUACCAAUAAGGCCAUCAAGUCCAUCACCAACGGCAACGCGGUCCAACUUCUCGUUGAGGCCCGAGACGGAGGAGACCCAGUCCGCGCCUCGGUUACCUCCGUAGACGUGCUGUGGGUGGACGUCAACGACCACGCCCCUCUGUUCCAUCAGGACGUCUACAUCGUCAGCGUCUCUGAGGACACGCCCACUGGUGCCACACUUCUGACACUCUUCGCCUCAGACCAAGACUGGAGCCCUGAGAAUACGUAUUUGGACUACGCCAUCUUGAAGGGAAACGGGAAGAAGCAAUUUUGUCUUGAAGUCAAAACGAUGCGAGUGGAGAAUCAGAUGAAAAAUGUUGGCAAGCUGGUUCUCUGUGACCCGUUAGACCGCGAGACCACAGAGAGCUACGUUCUGACCGUGAGCGUGUUCGACCGUGGAACGCCGGCGCUUAACAGCUCUGCCGUUGUCAAGGUGACCGUCACCGACUGCAACGACAACGCCCCGACCUUUUCCAGCACGACGUACCACGCGCGAGUCAGUGAAAACAGCCUUGUGGGGACCAUCCUCGUCCAGGUCAGCGCUCACGACCCUGAUCUGGGCAUCAACGGUUCGCUGCAUUAUGAAAUUGUCUCAGGAGACAGCAGAGGACGCCUUAAGCUGGACCCUCAGUCUGGCCUUUUGGUGGUCAACAGCUCACUAAACUAUGAGGAGGACGCAAAGUACGCCCUCACCGUCCGAGCUUCUGACGGCGGGGAAACAUCCGUAGCUCGCAAAGUGGCUUUCACCGUAGUUCUUAUCACGGUGCUGGACGAAAACGACAACACUCCCUACUUCUUGUUCUCCACUUUUAACUGCUCAGUGCUGGAGAACCUCCCAGCAUCUACACAUGCAUGUUCAGUCCACGCUAUCGACAAUGAUUUGGGCGUCUACGGCCAACUUACUUACUCCAUCCUUUCCUCCUGCUUCAUGAACUUCAGGGACAGUGACCCGGAUAGGAAGGAAGCUUUCGCAAUCGAUCCCAUCACAGGCGACAUUCACACCAAGCAGACUUUUGAUUAUGAACAGGAACGCGGGUACUGCUUUGUGGUGGAAGCCAGGGACAAAGGCGACAGGGCUGAUACAGUCCGGGUGCAGAUCUUUAUCAAGGGCGUGGAUGAGUUCAGUCCUGUCUUCAGCCAGAAGGAGUACCACUUUCUUCUACCAAAAGACGCUAAGUCCAGGCAAACGGUUGGGUUUGUGGUGGCUAUGGACAACGAUGGCGGAGUGGACGGGGUGGUGGAGUACUCCCUUGUGAACCCAACGCCCUUCUUCUCCAUAAACAAAACAAAUGGCGCCAUCUAUGUGUCAGGACCUGUAUUCCGCAGGCGGGGCGGCCACGCUCCCGAGGAUGAGCUUAAACUACUUGUGUCUGCUGGUAGUCCACGGCUGGGUUCCAGGACUACUUCCUGUAUGGUUUUUGUAAACAUCUCCAGCUCGACCGAGGUGCUGGUCGGAGUGCCUCUUGAUGGACACAUGCUGAGUUUGAGCGUCUCGCUGGCCAUAGUCCUGCUUGUCCUCGUCAUCUUUGUCGGCUUGGUCCUCAGAUCCAAAAUGAAAGAGGCCGCAUUAAAAAAUGCAGCUUCCGUCGCCUCAAACAUGAACAAUGGCUAUAUUGGACAACUGGACUGCGCCAUCUCGUUGCAGGGGAUGAAACCCAGCGUGUUAGUGAGCAAGUGCGGCGCUGCAAACCGCGACACCCCAUCGAACUCCAGCGGUCGUGGGUCAGCAGAAGGCGAAACAGCCGAAGACCAGGAAAUCAAGUGGAUUAACGAGUAUCCCUGCUGCAAAAGAGAGAACGGGACUUCAGAGAACCCUGACUCGGCCUUGCCUGGGGAAACCAUGUCUUGUCACUCGGUCGAUGUAGGCCCUGAACACCUUUUAUCAGCCACUAACUGUUUCAUCAGCACAGAAAGCAUCCAUCACUUUAAAGAUGAGGGGGGAGGUGAGGGACUACUUCCUGUAACAAUAAGAGAAAGGGAUCUGGAGGUGAAAAAGGGAUAUGCUCUUCUUUCUGAGGCUCUCGCAUCUUCAGAUUCCUUGUCCUCGCUCAUGCGUCUGGAUGAGCGCCUGGAAGGAGGCUACAGUUGGGACUACUUGCUGGACAGGGAGCCGUGCUUCCAGACUUUGGCCUCCGUCUUCGCAGACAUCGGGAUGCUCCCGGAUGAAGAUCUCCAAGGCGGCCGCGAGGACUUCGCUACAGACCGUGGCGGUCUUAUGCACCCGCCGCCGCUCAUUACAUCUGUGGCUCAGCCCGGCAUCAGGACUGUACCUUCGCGCAGACCAAAUCGAGCGCCAAGCCUGAGUAGGCGGCCCUCUUACCCCAGAUACGCAUACUCCCCAUUAGCGAGGAACACUGGACUCACUCCGACGGCAAUGACACCCACGUUCUCCCCUUCACUGUCGUCACUCACAAUCAGGACUCCCAGCGCCUCGCCGGUUGUUACUGACACCAGAGUCGGGGGUAUUCGGCUGGACUCGGGGCCACACACUGCAAGCCUGCUAGAGGCAGAAAUACAAGUAUAGCCUAUGCCAACGCCACCACCAGUUUUGUUGUCUGUGCUGACGUUUCCGUCCCAGGUUACCUCCAGGUCUACCAGACCUGAGGUGUUCCCCAGUCAUCUGUGAGACAUGGUCCCUUCAGCGUCCUCUACCUUGGGACAUAUUUUACAUGUCCACUAUGAAUCACCUUGAUAUGGUGGACACGUUUGACUGCCCGAUGAGUGUAGAACAGGGCUAUUCCACUACAUAAUUAAGAGGGCCGCAGUUUCAAGAGCCCAAUGUCUCAAGGGCCGUACAUCAAAAUGUGGAUGUUUCGUUAAAAAGUGCCUAUGCGGGUUAUACUUCUUUGAGACUGUGUUUACUUAAUUGCAAAGUAAACAAAUCGGCUUUUACACUGCACUGUCAAUAAAUUAAUUAUUCAACCCUCGCUACUCGUUUCUAGCGUGGGCAGCUAGUUAACCGUAUAGUAAAUGGUAAAUGGGUUGUACUUGUAUAGCGCUUUUCUACCCCUUUUUAAAAGGAGCCCAAAGCGCUUUGACAGUAUUUCCACAUUCGCCCAUUCACACACACAUUCACACACUGACGGCGGGAGCUGCCAUGCAAGGCGCUCACCAGAACCGAUCAGGAGCAAGGGUGAAGUGUCUUGCCCAAGGACACAACGGACGUGACUAGGAUGGUAGAAGGUGGGGGUUGAACCAGUAACUCUCAGAUUGCUGGCACAGUAUGCAGAAAGAGAAGCUCCAGAAAUUUUGUUCGAGGAUGAUGUACCUUCUUUUGAAUUAUUUUCCUCCCUCAGUUUUAUUUUCGUUACACUUCUUCCUUCAUUUAGGUUUGUAAGACUGAAAAUAAAAACAUAAAAUAAACAUUGCAAAAGUAUAACGUCCACUGUGUAUUUGACAUAAAUAAAAUAGAAGGUUUAGUGCAAUACAUUCACUACAAAUGUUUACACAUAUGGAAAUCACACAACAUUCACACACCAAACAUUGCACAUAUUGUAUGUGACUUAUCACAAUCAAACCUAAGGUGUAGUGUUAUCGCCCUCUACUGGUCAAAAUUAGCACCACAUGUAUUAAACGAGCUAGAUAGAUACAUAGAUAGAUAGAUAGUACUUUAUUGAUUCCUUCAGGAGAGUUCCUUCAGGAAAAUUUAAAUUCCAGCAGCAGUGAACAGAGUUGAAAUCAAUUUGAAAAAAAAAAAUAAAAAAAAGGUUAAUAAUGGGGGUUUAAAAGGAAACAAAAUAGAGAAAUAUUACAAAAAGAAUAAAAACAAUGGGAAUAACAAUAUAACAGUAAAAUAAGAAUAUAACAAGACAAAGUAGGCAGUAGUGACCAUGUUAUGAAAACGUAUUGCAAUGUUAAUGUUUUGCAUCCCCUGUCAUCCUAAUACCCCCCAUCCCCCGUCCCAGAGAGGAGUUGUACAGUCUAAUGGCGUGUGGGACAAAGGAGUUCUUGAGUCUAUUAGUCCUGCACUUGGGAUGAAGCAGUCUAGCACUGAACAGGCUCCUCUGGCUACUGAUAACGCUAUGCAGAGGGUGACUGGCAUCAUCCAGGAUGCUCACUAGUUUGUCCACAGUCCUCUUCUCUGCCACCGUCACCAGUGAGUCCAGUUUCAUUCCCAUUGUAAAACCGGCCCGCCUGAUCAGUUUCUGAAGUCUGGAGCUGUCCUUAGAUGUACUGCCCCCCCAGCACACUACCAUGUAGAACAGAACACUGGCAACCACAGACUGGUAGUACAUCCACAGGAGUUUUCUACAAAUGUUGAAGGAGUGCAGUCUCCUGAGGAAGUACAGCCUGCUCUGUCCUUUCUUGUACUGGUGGUCCGUGUUAACAGUCCAGUCCAGCUUAUUGUCCACCCAAACCCCGAGGUACUUGAAUGAGUCCACUGUCUGUACCUCAACUCCCUCGAUCACAAUAGGUUGUGACCGUGGACUCGACCUCCCAAAGUCAAUGACCAGCUCCUUGGUCUUUGACGGAUUGAGCUGCAAGAGGUUCGUGUGGCACCAGACAACAAAGUCCCUCACCAGGUUCCGAAACUCCUCCUCUCUGCCGUCCCUGAUGCACCCGACGAUGGCUGUGUCAUCCGCGUACUUCUGGAUGUGACACAGCUCUGAGUUGUAGCAGAAGUCAGCGGUGUACAGGGUGAAGAGAAGAGGGGCCAGCACCGUUCCCUGCGGUGCUCCGGUGCUGCUGAUCACAGUGUCAGACGUGAUGUCCUUCAGUCUGACGUACUGUGGCCUGUCGGUGAGGUAGUUCGAAAUCCAGGCAACCAGGCAGGGGUCCACUUGCAUUUUGUAGAGCUUGUCCUGAAGGAGGCGGGGCUGGAUGGUAUUAAAGGCACUCGAGAAGUCCAGGAACAGGAUCCUCACAGUGCCAUUUCCCUUAUCCAGGUGUGAGUGGGCUCGAUGCAGCAGGUAAAGGAUAGCAUCCUCCACACCAACGCCUUCCUGGUACGCAAACUAAGCUAAGCCCAGCAGCGUUAAUUUCAGACAAAUAACAGCCAUCCAUUUUCUACCGCUUAUUCCCUUCGGGGUCGCGGGGGGCGCUGGUGCCUAUCUCAGCCACAAUCGGGCGGAAGGCGGCACAACCACAAAUACAUCACAAAGUCAGCAAUUUCAAUACAUCCAUCCAUCCAUCCAUUUUCUACCGCUUAUUCCUUUUCGGGGUCGCGGGGGGCGCUGGCGCCUAUCUCAGCUACAAUCGGGCGGAAGGCAGGGUACACCCUGGACAAGUCGCCACCUCAUCGUCAAUUUAGUGUUGCCAAUCAACCUAUCCCCAGGUGCAUGUCUUUGGAAGUGGGAGGAAGCCGGAGUACCCGGAGGGAACCCACGCAUUCACGGGGAGAACAUGCAAACUCCACACAGAAAGAUCCUGAGCCUGGAUUUGAACCCAGGACUGCAGGACCUUCGUAUUGUGAGGCAGACGCACUAACCCCUCUGCCACCGUGAAGCCCAAUUUCAAUACAAAACAAAGUAAAUAUCUUUAAGCACAAUAUCCUUUUUUUUCCAUUUUCUACCGCUUUUAACACUAUCUACUGACAAAUGUUGGACCAAGUUUUGUGAUGAAACUUACAUGCUGGGAUUUUUACCAUUGUUGCUGCUUGUCUGGAUCAAUGUGUCCGUCGCUUAAAAGGUCCGCCAGGAAACAAUUGUUCGGGGCAGAACAUUCAUACUUUGUUGUCAAGUCGUUAAAAGUCAGAUUUUUGCAAUUAAUUUAGUUUUAUUUGGGUUGAAUGGGCAGUCUUCUUCUAUUCACCCCACUGUUGCUUAUUGUGACACAUAUGCCUCGCUGUUGCCCCCUGUGGGGUGGCGGCAGUCAUCAUCAUCGGCGGUCACUCAAACGAGUAUGACGAUCCUCCUGGUAUGGGAGUAUCCCUUUAUGGAGGAUGCCUGUGCGUGACUUUGUUUAACGUGGGGCAGGGGUCGGCAACCCGCGGCUCUUUGGCAACUCUGAUGCGGCUCAGCUGCACAAUCCCCGACCCCCCAGAUUGAUGCGGGGAGAUUCCGUAAUUCAAUGCCUCUCCCGGACAUCACCCGGAGUCAACGUUCUCCAAUUUUCACUUGGACUACAAUAUUAAGGGCGCGACGUGAUGAUAUUACUCUUGACGUCCUCUUGAACGUCAUCGAGCCCGCCAUUCACGGAAUGCUAUUUGCGUCCUCACGCCCGCCUUUCACGGAAUGCUAUUUGCAAACCGGCAAACACAUGCAUUUCGCUGCUUCUAUCGGCACAUGUAUGAGAUUGCAAGGCAUACUGGGUGACACAGAGUACACUGACGGUUGUGAUAUAAACUUUAACACUCCUACUAAUAUGCGCCACAUUGUGAACCCACACAAAAGAAGAAUGACGAACACAUUUCGGGAGAAAAUCCUCACAGUAACACAACAUGAACGCAACACAACAAAUACCCAGAAUCCU
Nerophis ophidion (straightnose pipefish) is the source of this 13742-nucleotide messenger RNA. It is a transcript of the gene dchs2, whose product is annotated as dachsous cadherin-related 2. Gene Ontology annotation, cellular component: plasma membrane. The transcript has 20 exons. The coding region runs from base 145 to 9855 and encodes 3236 amino acids. Gene Ontology annotation, biological process: homophilic cell-cell adhesion. The record is from RefSeq and is a predicted model, not a curated record. Lineage: Eukaryota; Metazoa; Chordata; Actinopteri; Syngnathiformes; Syngnathidae. Gene Ontology annotation, molecular function: calcium ion binding.